CUCUCUCUCUCCCCCCUCUCUCUCCCCCCUCUCUCUCCCCCCUCUCUCUAUAUAUACAUGUACCCCGAGUCUUUCGUUCUUUUUGGAUCCAUUGGGAAUUGGAAGACUUUCAGUUCAAUUGGAUCACUCGCCAUUCUUACGAUCACCAGGAUCGAUUGGAUCAAUUGUUAGUUCUUUGCUUCAGUCAUUCGAUUGCCUUUUAUGAUCCGCAAGGGUUCUUCUCAUACAUCCUUCGCUUGCUUUUUGACGGAUGACGCAUAUUUCAAUAUUAUACCUAAACAUCUCUCUUUAAUAUCCAAUUCCAAUCAUGGCUUCAAGUCUGAACCACCAUGAUCCAUCAACGAGCCAACAUGGACAACUAUCUCCUCGUCAAAAAGACGAAUCGACCAUUUCACAUGAAGCAUCCGAUACCUAUUCUAUUCACAGUACAAGUAGCUCCAUUCCUUCCCAACAGCCACCCUCGAAUCUAGCCCCAAUCGCUUCGCACAUCUCCAAUACUCAAGAUGCGCCAAUCCAACAAACGUAUUCUAAUAUCUCCAUCCCCGAUGCUAUCUACGACCGCGUUCCUCCCAAUCGCAAACUCGUUAUCGUGGCUCUGCUUUCCUUUUGCAGUUUCUUGGCUCCGAUUAGCAGUACUACGGUAUUGGCAGCGGUGCCAGAGGUGGCGACUACGUAUAAUAGUACUGGUACCAUUAUCAAUUUGAGUAAUGCGUUGUAUAUGUUGUUUAUGGGAUUGAGUCCAUUGGUGUGGGGACCAUUGAGUCAGGUUUAUGGGAGGAGAUGGAUUUCCCUCAUAACCUCCUCCCUCUUUACAGCCUGCUCAAUUGGCACGGCGCUCGCUCCCAAUCUUCCUGCAUUCUUUAUCUUUCGUAUUCUGACGGCCUUUCAAGGAACCUCGUUUCUCACUAUCGGCGCAGCUUGUAUCGGGGAUAUCUAUCGUCCAACAGAACGUGGAACUGCAAUGGGUUGGUUUCUUUCUGGUACACUUAUCGGGCCCGCACUCGGGCCCUUUAUUGGGGGUAUAAUUGUCACAUUCAAAUCUUGGCGUGUAAUUUUCUGGCUGCAAACUGCAUUGGCCGCAUGUGCUGUGAUUGGAGCUUAUUUCUUGCUACCCGAAACUAUUCAUCGAAUGAAGAAGGAUGAAUUGGUUGGGAUGAGUUGGAAGAGGAAAGCAGGAGUACUGUGGGGAAUGUUGAAUCCUUGGAGAGUCAUCAAACUUUAUAAGUAUCCGAAUUUGAUUAUGGUGGCCUUGGCGAGUAGUAGUUUGGUGUGGAAUAUGUAUUCGCUUUUGACUCCUAUUCGCUAUGUUCUUAAUCCCCGCUUCCAUCUCACCACCCCCAUUCAAUCUGGUCUUUUCUAUCUCGCCCCAGGUAUGGGAUACAUUCUCGGAACCUUCUUCGGCGGUCGCUAUUCUGAUCACAUAACCAACAAAUACAUCCGUAUCCGCGGGACUCGCGUCCCGGAAGAUCGACUCCGCUCCGCUCUCCCCUUUAUGGGCAUCGUCAUCCCCGCUUGCAUGCUCCUCUAUGGUUGGUCUGUGGAAAAAGAUUUUGGCGGUAUUCCGCUUCCCGUUAUCAUGAUGUUUUUGCAAGGGGUGGCGCAACUUUUCUGUUUUCCAAGUCUGAAUACGUAUUGUUUGGAUGUGAUGCAGAGGAAUGGUGCGGAGGUUAUUGCGGGGAAUUAUAUGAUUAGAUAUUUGUUUGCGGCGACGGGGAGUGCGACGGUGCUACCGGCAGUGGAGAAAAUUGGGGUAGGUUGGUUUUCGACGAUUAGUGCGGGGUUUUUGGUGGUUAGUAGUGCGGCGACUUGGGCGGCUGUUAGGUGGGGAAAGGGGUGGAGGGAUGCGAUUGGCGGAAAGGGGUCUGUGGGUGGAGAGGUAGAAAUGCAAUUGGGUGAUGAUGGAGGUGAUGAUAAAGGAAAGAGAAUGGAAAAGGGAAAGGUAGCGAUAGGAAGGGAAGAUGAUCUGGUUUGAUGGAUUGGAUUAUUGAAUGAUGGGGGAUGUAUUAGAGGAGAUGUGGUUUCAAGGGUAUUUCUUGCAUAUAAUGAACCGGAUACGAAGUAAUGAUCAAGAUGGGGUAUAGAACUGGGAAUUAACAAUUGGGAUAGAAUUAGGAUUAUGAUUGGAACAGUACUAGUCAGCCUAGGGAUUUAAGUGUUUAGAAAGACGAGCUUUUUCUUAGCCCUUCGUAGCUAAAAAUAAUAAUAGUCUCACUAAUACUCUUUAU
Molecule: messenger RNA, 2225 nt
Organism: Botrytis deweyae
Lineage: Eukaryota; Fungi; Ascomycota; Leotiomycetes; Helotiales; Sclerotiniaceae
Exons: 3
Coding region: 308-1972 (554 amino acids)
Biological process (GO): transmembrane transport
Molecular function (GO): transmembrane transporter activity
Source: RefSeq, a predicted model, not a curated record